Messenger RNA from Carassius carassius (crucian carp), 982 nucleotides. RefSeq names its product transmembrane protein 170A. The record is from RefSeq and is a predicted model, not a curated record. Lineage: Eukaryota; Metazoa; Chordata; Actinopteri; Cypriniformes; Cyprinidae. Gene Ontology annotation, cellular component: endoplasmic reticulum membrane. Gene Ontology annotation, biological process: endoplasmic reticulum tubular network organization. The transcript has 3 exons. Bases 316 to 759 code for a protein of 147 amino acids.
CCAGACUCUACAAACCGUACAGGCCCCGCCCAUAAGCCUGAAGCAAAUCGCAGGUGACAGCAAGAUUAUCUCAAACCCGACAAAGUUGUGGUCGUUAAAACUAUAUUUUUCUCUGUUUUGAACGGUAUUGUAGAACACUCUUAGGUUGACCGUGCUUUCAGUGUAAUGAAAGUAAAUCCGAGAACUCAUCGCGUUUCCGCAGUUCAAAUAGACGUUCAUGCAGAUGGAUUAGCAUCUGUGCUAAAAACAAACGCUCAGCUCAACCCCACAUCCCUUUUCUAAUGCUGUUAUUCAGAUUUGACACUUUCCUCACGCAUGAUCGCAGCGUUGAUCUUAAGAGAAAUGCAGGAGGAAUAUAAAGUAGGAUUCGUGAAACAGAUCCUAAGUUUGAAUUUGGUGCCGAGGAAAAAUGUCACCAACUGCGGGAGGAACGACACGUCUCUGUGCGAUUUCUCCGAGAUGUGGUAUGGGGUGUUUCUGUGGGCCGUUGUCUCCUCGUUGGUGUUCCACCUGCCUGCUGCCCUCUUGGCUCUGGCAACCCUCCGCAGACAUAAGAUGGCACGAUUUUUCCCAGUCGGCAUCCUGCUCAUGGGCAUCAUCGGCCCGCUGUUUGGAGGGGUUCUCACUAGUGCAGCCAUAGCAGGAGUUUAUAAGGCGGCUGGGAAGAGCAUGUACUCCUUGGAGGCCUUGGUGUUUGGAGUGGGACAGUCUUUGUGUGUUUUUAUCAUUUCCUUCUUCAGAGUGCUGGCUACCCUGUAGCACUGAGACAUUAGCACACCAGGCUGCCAACACAAGGAGAGGAAGCAGUUGAGUCAUCUGGGCGUCAUAUGCAAAACAUAGAGGCCUUACUUCCCAAGCAGUCCCAACAACUUGUUUCCUUUGAUACAGAACAUUGGUAUUUUUCCCACACGGGUUUCUGAUUAGUUCUUCGAGUAACAUGGGACUUUUCAUGUGGAAAUGAAAAUUACAAGCUACCUUUAAA